AUGUUACAGCUGGCAUUGAUGCUGCUGCUGAGUACCGCAUCGGCAAUUGUUGUUGAACGCAACAUGUUUGCGUACUAUAAGGUGCCUUUGCGACUGCUCGACUUGGCCAAGCGGCAUGAAAACGAUUCCUCGACUGCCGGCCUCUACUAUGUACUACAGUGCCCGCCCAAGCUGGACGACAUCAUACCCAAGCCCAGGGACAUGCAGACCUGCCAUGUGGUGGACCACUACAGAGAUAUGUCCCGACACUCCAGAUACAAAACGAAAAAGCUUCGUCCUGCUCGUACUUACCUCAUGCCACUGCCGCCAACAACCGUUAAACGUAUGCGCUGGGGCUGGCGCCAGCGGCGCAGCAAACGACACAACCAAGCCACAGCGCCAACAGAGGAUCAGGCUACACCACUGCAAUAUCUGGGGCAGUCUCAUAGCCGCCAAAAGCUGCUCAAAUUGGCCGCGGAUCAUAGGAAAUUCAAGCGGGGCAAUAGCUCCAAGGGCUACCAGCACAUGUACCAUCGCGAUGAGGUCUACAACGAUCACAUCUUCUACGAUGAGCUCCACUCGGAUGGCCAGUUCCACAAUCAAGGCCAAACUGAAAUUGGAAACUAA
Molecule: messenger RNA, 606 nt
Organism: Drosophila hydei
Lineage: Eukaryota; Metazoa; Arthropoda; Insecta; Diptera; Drosophilidae
Exons: 1
Coding region: 1-606 (201 amino acids)
Source: RefSeq, a predicted model, not a curated record